Molecule: messenger RNA, 3668 nt
Organism: Acinonyx jubatus (cheetah)
Lineage: Eukaryota; Metazoa; Chordata; Mammalia; Carnivora; Felidae
Gene: QSOX1
Product: quiescin sulfhydryl oxidase 1
Biological process (GO): protein folding
Cellular component (GO): Golgi membrane
Molecular function (GO): flavin-dependent sulfhydryl oxidase activity; protein disulfide isomerase activity
Source: RefSeq, a predicted model, not a curated record
CUCGUGAGAAGCCAAAUGACCUCCUCGAGUCCCCAACAGCGACCGGAACACCGGUCGGGGCCUCUGCAGGGCAAACGCCCCUCUCAUGAAGGGCUGGAGUGGGGGGCUCCAGGGCCGGGGUUGCGCUCCCCGCCCCCUGCCGCCAAACACUCUAGCGCUGACUCCGAGGCCUCGGCGGACCACGGGGCGGGGAAAGAGGCGGGGCCGGGCCGAGGGGGCGGGGCCCCGUGGCUCCUCCCCCCGACGGACGCCGGAGGAGCGGCGGAGCGGCGGGGCGCCGACUCGUCCGAAACUGGUGUGCAGUGGUGGGCGCCGCCUCGGAGGAUGGGCUGGUGCGGCCGCCGCUCAGGGCCGCCGCCGUCGCUGCUACUGCUGCUGCUGCUGGCGGUGGCCGGCGCCGGCGCGGCCCCGCGCUCCGCGCUCUACUCGUCCUCCGACCCGCUGACGCUGCUGCAGGCGGAUACGGUACGCGGCGCCGUGCUGGGCUCCCGCAGCGCCUGGGCCGUGGAGUUCUUCGCCUCCUGGUGCGGCCACUGCAUCGCCUUCGCCCCGACGUGGAAGGCGCUGGCCAACGACGUCAAAGACUGGAGGCCAGCACUGAAUCUCGCCGCGCUGGACUGUGCUGAGGAGACCAACAGCGAAGUCUGCAGAGACUUCAACAUCCCUGGCUUCCCGACCGUGAGGUUCUUUAAGGCCUUCACCAAGAAUGGCUCAGGAACAGCACUGCCAGUGGCUGGUGCUGAUGUGGAGACGCUGCGGAAGAGGCUCAUCGACGCCCUCGAGUCCCAUAGUGACACGUGGCCCCCUGCCUGCCCCCCACUGGAGCCUGCCAGGCUGGAGGAGAUUGAUGGCUUCUUUGCAAGAAACGACGAAGAAUACCUGGCCCUGAUCUUUGAAAAGGCAGGCUCCUAUCUGGGUAGAGAGGUGACUCUGGACCUGUCCCAGCACCAUGGCAUCGCGGUGCGCAGGGUCCUGAACACGGAGGGUGAUGUGGUGAGCAAGUUUGGGGUCACCGACUUCCCGUCUUGCUACUUGCUGUUUCGGAAUGGCUCUGCCUCCCGGGUCCGCGUACUUAAGGAAUCCAGGUCCUUCUACACCGCGUACCUGCAGAAGUUCUCCAGGACCACCAGGGAGGCUGUCCCGACCACGGUUGCGCCAACCACAGCUCACACAGCAGCUCCCACUGUGUGGAAGGUCGCAGAUCGCUCCAAGAUCUACAUGGCUGACCUGGAAUCUGCACUGCACUACAUCCUGCGGGUAGAAGUGGGCAAGUUCUCUGUUCUGGAAGGGCAGCGCCUGGUGGCCCUGAAAAAGUUCAUGGCAGUGCUGGCCCAGCACUUCCCUGGCCAGCCCUUAGUCCAGAACUUCCUGCAUUCCAUGAAUGACUGGCUCAAGAGGCAGCAGAGAAAGAAAAUUCCCUAUGGUUUCUUUAAAGCUGCCCUGGACAACAGGAAGGAGGGCGCUGUGAUUGUCAAGAAGGUGAACUGGGUUGGCUGCCAGGGGAGUGAGCCACAUUUCCGGGGCUUUCCGUGUUCCUUGUGGCUCCUCUUUCAUUUCCUGACCGUGCAAGCAGCCCGGCACAAUUUAGACCACUCGCAUGAAGCAGCCAAAGCCCAGGAGGUCCUCCAGGCCAUCCGGGGCUACGUGCGCUUCUUCUUCGGCUGCCGAGAUUGCGCCAGCCACUUUGAGCAGAUGGCGGUGGCCUCCAUGCACCGGGUGGAGAGUCUGAACAGCGCCGUGCUCUGGCUCUGGUCUAGCCACAACAAGGUCAACGCCCGCCUCGCCGGUGCCCCCAGCGAGGACCCCCACUUUCCCAAGGUGCAGUGGCCACCCCGCGAACUCUGUUCUGCCUGCCACAAUGAGCUCCGGGGUUCGCCUGUGUGGGACCUGGACAAUACCCUCAGAUUCCUCAAGACCCACUUCUCGCCGAGCAAUGUCGUCCUGGACCUUCCUUCAGCCGGGCCGGGCCCCCGGAUGGUUGCCCAGAGGAUGGCAGCCAGAAAUUUUACUCUGGGCCCUGAGAAGGCUGGGGUCAUGGCAGGCCCAGGAACCACGGUUCCCAAAGUUCUGGCAGAGACACUGAGGGUGAGUCACCCCCGGGAUGUGCUCAUUGGCCUCAGUAUGACAGCUGAGCCAGACCAGGGACCUCCUGAGCACAUAGCAGAGCUUCACAGGGAUGCGUUGGAGCGGCCAAAAGGGCGGGAACACUUGACCAAACGAGACACAGGAACCGUGUUGCUGGCCGAGUUCCUCGCUGAGAAGAACCCCAGAGGCCCUGCAGAGCUGGGGCGAGUGGGUCGCAGCUCAAAGCAGCUGGCCAGCAUUUCUGAUGGGGAGCUGGAGGCUGGACCCGUGCGGGGCCGGAACCAGUGGCUACAGGUGCUGGGAGGGGGCUUCUCCCACCUGGACAUCAGCCUCUGUGUGGGGCUCUACUCCCUGUCUUUCAUGGGCCUCCUGGCCGUGUACACCUACUUCCGGGCCAGGAUGAGGGCACUGAAGGGCCACGCUGGCCACCCCACAGCCUGAACCAUUCACCUUGGGAGGGGGCGGGAAGGGGAGCUGCCGUUCAUGGUGCUCUGCCAGCCCCCUGCUCCUCUCCCCUUUUCCCUUGCUCCUUGUCCAGAGAAAUCCAGGGAAGCCAGUUGCUCCAAUGAACCUCCUGGGGCCCUCUGGGAAGGAGAAUUCCAUAGCCAUGAAAGCGCACCUAGGGCUCAUGUCCAUCUGACAGCGCGGGGGAGGACAGCUGUGGGCAGGGGGGAUGGGAGGCUCUGUCUCUGGCCUCUCAGGACCCACAUUGCUUUUUUUCACCUUGUUUGAAGUCCUGCUCAUUCUCACUGAAACUUCCGUGUCUCCCACCUGGCCUUGGGCCUAAACUGGGGCAAGUGAGGCCACAGUUCCCCAGGUCCCCCAUCCAGAGGAGCGUUCCCAGGGCUGGCGCACUAGAGCAGAACUCUUCACUGCACCCCAGGCCCCGUCCAUCCCGCUCCCUUCUGGAUGCAAAGAGGCCUCUGUGCCAGAGAAGGCAGGACUGCCUCUGGCCCUCUGUGGUCUGUCCAUCCUCCAGCCCCUCAGUAUCUAUGGGGUGGGGUUUGCUUUGGGGGGGGGGUGGGUCUGGAAGCUUCUGAAUGUCCUGCUGGUCCCCCAGGUGAGGCUUGGGUGCGUGUUGGAGGGAGGAGAGCUUCUGGCUCCUUCCCCCACACCUCUGCUUCAGGAGGGGUGCAGGCCAGAGCUGGUGUGGACUUGGAUGGGUGAUGGCCAUGGGGCUGGGUGGUGAGCAGCUGGCUUGGCGGGACCUGAUAAGGGCUGGUGUGGGAUUUAAGGAGGGUGCUGGUGUCUUUAGUGCCUUGGCUCUGGGCUUAGCUGGAGGGUAGAGUGAAGCCACAGGGAAAAGAUGGUUGCUUCCAAUGUGCUUUGUCUCCUCCCCAGUGCACUCUACCCCUCCUAGAGCUGGGUCUUUUGUCUUUUGAUUUUGGCCUUCAAAAUAGAUGCUAAUGUUUGAAUGUGGAGGGUGUUGCAGUGAGGAAGUGUCCUCUCUCUCAAGGGCCCACCUUCCAUCGUGCAGAGGUUAAAAGGGUCAGAGGGGAGGGUGACUCUGUACACAUGCUCGAUUCCCACUCUACCCCACUGCUUGGGAGGGUUGUGGAAUAAAUUAUUUUUGUUAAGGCAAA